This is a messenger RNA of Rhipicephalus microplus (southern cattle tick), 2184 nucleotides long. Its product is annotated as N-acetylgalactosamine-6-sulfatase. The record is from RefSeq and is a predicted model, not a curated record. Gene Ontology annotation, molecular function: arylsulfatase activity. NCBI's taxonomy places the organism in Eukaryota, Metazoa, Arthropoda, Arachnida, Ixodida, Ixodidae.
UCUUGCGAGAAGUCGGCCGAUAUACACACCCGAAGGCGAGCUCCAGACGACGGUCCACGGCAGACGUUCGAAUGCAAGACUCGAUUGAUUGAAGGCAACACUGAGCGCUAUGUCGGCACAUUUUCUACUUUGUGCAGCCCUUUUUACACUCUCCCAUGGGGACGCUACUGUUGCAAGGCCAAACUUCAUUAUAAUGCUCAUGGAUGACACGGGUUGGGGAGACCUCGGUAUCCUGGGAGACCCGGCUAAGGAGACUCCCAACCUGGACAGGAUGGCCGCCGAAGGAGCGCUGCUCACUGACUUCUACACAGCCAAUCCUCUGUGCUCGCCAUCGAGGGCAGCGCUGCUCACGGGCAGGCUACCGAUCAGGAAUGGCUUCUACACCUCAAACAACCACUCCAGAAACGGCUACACGCCCCAGGAGAUCAUGGGUGGCAUCCAGGACAGCGAAGUGCUCAUCCCCGAGCUCCUGGCCCAGGCAGGAUACCGCAACAAGAUCGUCGGAAAAUGGCAUCUUGGCCACCAGAAGCAGUACCUGCCCCUGAGACACGGCUUUCACGAGUGGUUCGGUUCACCAAACUGCCACUUCGGCCCUUACGACAACGUCCAGCGGCCGAACAUCGCCUUUUUCCGCGAUGAUCACAUGAUCGGCAGGUAUUUUGAGGACUUCUCGAUAAACCUCACAACACGCACUUCCAACUUGACCCACUUGUACACCAAGGAGGCUGUGGACUUUAUCGAGAAGCAGACUGCGCAGCGCCAGCCCUUCUUCCUGUACUGGGCACCGGACGCUACGCACGCUCCCGUAUACUCGUCUGAGGAGUUCCGAGGGCGCAGUCAGAGAGGACCCUACGGGGACGCCGUGAUGGAGCUGGAUUAUGCCGUGGGCGUCAUAUUGGAAACCCUUCGGCGCACCGGGACGGAGAAGAACACUUUCGUCUUCUUCACUUCUGACAACGGAGCGGCGUUGGUCAGCAAAACGGAAGGCGGCAGCAACGGCCCUUUUCUGUGCGGCAAGCAGACCACAUUCGAAGGGGGUCUACGGGAGCCCGCUAUCGCCUGGUGGCCCGGCACCGUCCCGGCGGGAAAGCAGGUGAGUGGAGUAGCGGCCACCGUGCUUGACCUCCUGCCCACUCUGUGCGAGCUUGCCGGUGUGGCACUGCCCCCAAGUCUGGUCCUAGACGGCGCCAGCAUCACACACCUGCUGCUAGCGGAAUCGUCGUUGCAUGACAUACGCCUUAAUCACAACAGGCCAGUGUUUUACUACCGUGGCAACGAGCUCAUGGCGGUGCGAAAUGGCCUUUACAAGGCGCACUUCUGGACCUGGACAAAUUCCUUGGAGGAGUUCCAGCAGGGUGACGACUUCUGUCCCGGUGUGGUGGUCAACGACGUGACGUCUCACGUGCAGAGAAACCACACGGCGUCGCCAGUUCUCUUCCACCUCGGAAGGGAUCCCGGAGAGAAGUAUCCAAUUAGCCCUAAAAGUGCUGAAUAUCGCGAGUGCAUGGCGUCCAUCUUCAGUAUUUACCACGAGCACAGAGCGUCGUUGAUUCCUGGGAAACCGCAGCUAGACUGGUGCGAUGCUGCUGUCAUGCACUGGGCACCUCCUGGGUGUGAAAAGUUAGGACGGUGUCUGAGAAAGCCGCCAUCACGGCCAUACCUGUGCGACUGGCCUCACUAAGGCCACGCCGAGCUCCCCACCAUCCCCGUUCGCGACAGGCGUCAGCGAACCUAAAUUUAUCCUUCAAGUUGUCCCUAAACCUGGAAUAUCUAAAUCACGUAAGUUCUGCUAGGUUCACUCGGAAAGUUAUUGGCGAAUUGUGAAAGAAAAAAAAAUGAGUAAAACAAUGAAAAUUGUCUGAUUAUUCCUUCUGCAUGGUUGAAAAAAAAAAGAACGAAUAUUUGGGCUACUUGGUUAAACUCCAUUAUAACAUGGUACGCUGUUGAUGCGUAUCAUAAUACGAAAUUUGGUGACGAAUGCGCGAGCCAGCCUUCGGUGGUUUUGCAUAAAAGAGAGAUCGCGAUUUUAGAUUAGAUUAGCCAUUUUAUCCUUGUGCCUUCAUUUUUAUCGGGCACUCCCCUUGAACUAUGUCACGUUUCUUGUGUUUCCUGUUGAAAUAUUUUGCCUGUUUGCAUAUAUUAACAUGUGUGCUGCGAAAAGUAAAGUCAGUUGGUAGACAGCGC